Piliocolobus tephrosceles (Ugandan red Colobus) is the source of this 960-nucleotide messenger RNA. RefSeq names its product olfactory receptor 2A12-like. Gene Ontology annotation, molecular function: olfactory receptor activity; G protein-coupled receptor activity. NCBI's taxonomy places the organism in Eukaryota, Metazoa, Chordata, Mammalia, Primates, Cercopithecidae. Gene Ontology annotation, cellular component: membrane. The record is from RefSeq and is a predicted model, not a curated record. Gene Ontology annotation, biological process: G protein-coupled receptor signaling pathway.
AUGGGACAUAAGAAUUCCAGCACCGUCACUGAGCUGGUCCUUAUGGGAUUUUCCAGUCAUCCCCAAAGCGAGACACCCCUCUUCUUCCUGUUCUCUCUGGCCUACUUGGCAAAUUGUUUUGGAAACACAGCCAUCAUCACUUUGGUCGUUCUGCGUUCCCCUCUCCAGACAGCCAUGUAUAUCUUCCUUUGUCACCUGGCCUUUCUCAACACACUUUUUAGCACAAUCGUGGUCCCCAAGAAGCUCUAUAACUUCCUUGCAACCAGCAAAGUCAUCUCUUACAACUUCUGCCUUGCUCAGACCUCCAUCACCUUAUUCCUGGAGGUGACUGAGUGCUUUCUUCUUGCAGUGAUGGCACUGGACCGCUAUGUGGCCAUUUGUUUCCCACUGAGGUACCUGCUCAUCGUGAACACGCCUGUGUGGGCACUGGCUCUGGGAGCCUGGACCACAGGCGUUUUUGCUUCAGUGGUGCCUCUGUUCCUCACAGUCCUCCCACUCUGUGGUCCUUAUGUUGUUGACUAUGUUUUCUGUGAACUGCCCAUCCUUCUUCACAUGUUCUGUGCAGAUACAUCCCUGCAGGAGGCCAUGAUGCUUGCAGGAGGGACCGGAACAGUGUUACUCCCCUUCCUCCUCAUUAUUCUCUCCUACCUGCGCAUCCUGGUGGCUGUGAUGAGAAUAGACUCAGUUGAGGGCAGGAAAAAAGUCUUUUCAACCUGCACUUCCCAUCUGACUGCGGUGACCAUAUAUUAUGGAACAGGAUUAAUCAGAUACAUGAGGCCCAAGUCCCUUUACUCAGCAGAGGGAGACAAACUGAUCUCCUUGUUCUAUGCGGUCAUCAACCCUAUGCUGAAUCCUUUCAUUUACAGCCUGAAGAACAUGGAAGUGAAGCAGGCUAUGGGAAGAGUUAUAGGAAAAUACAGAAAUAAAAUUAAAUCACAUACUAGGAUGUGUAGAAGUUAA